Eleginops maclovinus (Patagonian blennie) is the source of this 1260-nucleotide messenger RNA. It is a transcript of the gene abhd14b, whose product is annotated as abhydrolase domain containing 14B. The record is from RefSeq and is a predicted model, not a curated record. Gene Ontology annotation, biological process: positive regulation of transcription by RNA polymerase II. NCBI's taxonomy places the organism in Eukaryota, Metazoa, Chordata, Actinopteri, Perciformes, Eleginopidae. Gene Ontology annotation, cellular component: cytoplasm. Bases 260 to 895 code for a protein of 211 amino acids. Gene Ontology annotation, molecular function: hydrolase activity. The transcript is spliced from 4 exons.
CCGUCCUCUUGUAGGUCUAUUUUUCGUAUGCACUUUGGCAAAGGGUUACUAAAGAUUUAACCACAAAAACACCAUUCGUUUUUAAGUCAUAAAAAAGCAAUUCGCUUUAGAAACGCUAGACGUCAGUAGAACAUUUUCCAGUGGAGUUUUUGUAUCCUGUUUUCCGGGAUAUAAAGUGAAACUCCUUGGUGAAGCUGACUUCAUGACUUGACUGUCCUGCUUUACUUUUAUCAUCGUUUCAUCACUACAGACUGUCAGGAUGUCAGCUGUGAGGAUGACAGAGGGGAGUGUGCAGGUGGAGAGCUGCAAAGUGCCACUAUUCUACAGACAGAGUGAACCUGCCGCAGGGGAAGUGAGGAUGUCGGUUUUACUCCUCCACGGUAUCCGUUUCUCUUCAGAGAACUGGCUCAACAUCGGCACUCUGGAAGCUCUUGCCAAAGCAGGCUGCCGCGCGGUCGCCAUCGACCUGCCAGGACUUGGCCGCUCUAAGUCAGCCGAGGCCCCGGCAGCGGUUGGAGAAUUGGCCCCUGCAGGUUUACUGAGAGAGGUGUGUGAGCAACUGAGCCUCAGCCCGGUGGUGGUGAUCAGCCCUUCGCUCAGCGGGAUGUACUCCCUGCCCUUCCUCCUGCAGCACCAGGCUCUGAUACGAGCCUACAUCCCCGUUGCUCCCAUCUGCACCGACAAAUUCACAGCAGACCAGUACCAGAGUGUAAAGGUCCCAUCACUGAUUGUUUACGGGGACCAGGAUGCUCAGCUUGGAGAACUGUCGCUAAGCAACCUGAAGAACCUGGCCAAUCACAGCGUGGUGGUGAUGAAAGGGGCGGGUCACCCUUGUUACCUGGACGACCCGGACACUUGGCACAAAGCUCUCACCGACUUCCUGAAGACGCUGUGAACCCCUUGCUGUGCGAGGGAAUCUCAACAAUCACACAUAAAUAACUCAGGGGAGCCUCACAAUUAUUAAUCAAUAUUAAUUAAUCAGAAAUGUGGGCCACAGACGCCUGCACAGCUUGAUUAAGACUUUGUGUGGCAAGAAUAAAACUGGAAAUAACGAGUGUUCUAAUGUUGAGAGAAGAUGACAAAACACAUUUUGAGAAACACGCUGAUUCCCUUAGUGGCCUUAUAUUUCCUUUGUAACUGGUAAAGAACAAGUCUCCCCCAGUAUCUCGACUGAAAAAACAAACAGCACACACUGACAUGAAGUGAAAAAUAUGAACAUUAUUUAAUAACUGAUUCUCUGUAAUAAACAAUUUGAAAAUA